AUGAGUGUUGCCGAGCUGGCCAGUAUUGGCCUGAGCUUGCUACGCCGAGCCGACGAAGAUGGCGACACCGGAGACGAAGACUCUGCGCAAAAGGAAUUCUUUGCAGCAUGGGCCAUCUUCAUUUGCAUUUUGCUGCUCAUCAUCACCUUCUUCGUCAGCUACAUACUCCAGAUGAAAAAGGUCACGGCCAUUCACGAGACAGUUAUAUCAAUCUUUGCUGGCAUGGUUGUCGGUCUCGUCCUCCUCAUCACUUCCGGCGACUCGAUCCGAUCGCCCCUCAACUUCGACUACCAAAUCUUCUUCAACCUUCUCUUGCCCCCCAUCAUCCUCUCCUCCGGCUACGAGCUGCAUCAGGCCAACUUCUUCCGAAACAUUGGCACCAUCCUGACCUUUGCCUUUGCCGGCACCUUCCUGUCCGCCGUCGUCAUCGGCCUCAUUCUCUGGCUCUACUCGCUCAUCCCCGGUUCCAUCAACAUGACCUUUGUCGACGCCAUUUCCGUCGGAGCGACUCUAUCCGCCACUGACCCCGUCACCAUCCUUGCCAUCUUCAAUGCCUACAAGGUCGACCCCAAGCUCUACACCAUCAUCUUUGGCGAGUCCAUCCUCAACGACGCCAUCGCCAUUGUCAUCUUCGAGACGGCCCAGCGAUACAAGAAAGGCGAGGCUACCAGCCACGGAAUACUCAGCUUCUUUGAAGGUACUGGCAUCUUCUUGCUGGUUUUCUUUGGCUCUUUGAUGAUUGGCGUCAUUGCUGGUGUCGGCACCGCCUUGCUCCUCAAGUUUACCUACGUCCGCCGCUUCCCCAAGACGGAGAGCUGCGUCAUUAUCCUGAUCGCUUACGGCACAUACUUCUUCUCCCAUGGCGUUCAUCUCUCUGGUAUCGUGUCGCUUCUGUUCUGCGGCAUUACGCUCAAGCACUACGCCUACUUCAACAUGUCGCGACGGACCCAGCUCACCACCAAGUACAUCUUCCAGGUCAUGUCGCAGCUUGUCGAAAACUUCAUCUUCAUCUAUCUCGGCCUCGCGCUCUUCACCGAGAGCGCCCUGCAGUUCCAACCGCCCCUCAUCAUCGUCACCGUCUGCGCCGUUUGCGCUGCCCGCUGGGUCGCCGUCUUCCCGCUGUCGCGCCUCAUCAACGCCGUCAUCCGGUAUCGCGCGCGUCGCCGGGGGCUCGAGGUCCGCGACGAGCUGCCGUAUAACUAUCAGGCCAUGCUCUUCUGGGCCGGCCUGCGUGGCGCCGUCGGCGUCGCCCUCGCGGCGCUUCUCACCGGCGAGAACGCCCUCGCGCUGCGCGCCACCGUGCUCGUCGUCGUCGUUCUCACCGUCAUCAUCUUUGGCGGCACCACCGCCCGCAUGCUCGAGAUCCUCGGCAUUCGCACCGGAGUCGUCGAGGAGAUUGACAGCGAUGACGAGUUUGACAUUGAGACGUCCUUUGGCGCCGGCCUCCACAGCAAGCGCUCCGGCUUCGGUAACGGCCGCCGCAACGGGAACGUCGCCCUCUCCAACCUCGAGCGCGAAGGCCGCGGCGGUGGUACGGCUUUUGUAUCGGGCCACUCAUCACCACACGUGGAUGGCGCCGGCGGCCGCACGCGCAGCAUCAGUCGCAAAAACUCGAACCGCGGCAUGCCCAACCCCGAUGACUUUGAGCGCGCCGACCUCCUCGGCCGCGGCGACGAGUCCGACUUUGGCAGCGACAUUGACACGUCGGACCUGCCGCCGCCCGCCCGCCGCUCACCCCGCGGCGGCAACAUCGGCGGCGGCUCCUCCUCCUCGCUGACGCCGCCCACACCGUCCAGCGCCUUCAUGAGCCCCGCGGAACCCGCCGAGCCCCUGACCGCCAGGGGAGCCAUCAGGCAGCUGCUGACCACCGAGGACCCGGCCAGCCUCUUCCGCCAGCUCGACGAGGACUUCAUCAAGCCGCACCUGCUGCUGCACGACGAUGGGGGCAGGCCCCGCCCCGGGCACGGCGGCGCGGGCGCCAACGGUGGGAGCGCAGUGUAA
This is a messenger RNA of Cordyceps fumosorosea ARSEF 2679, 2001 nucleotides long. RefSeq names its product Cation/H+ exchanger, CPA1 family. Gene Ontology annotation, biological process: proton transmembrane transport; vacuolar acidification; sodium ion transport. Gene Ontology annotation, cellular component: fungal-type vacuole membrane; early endosome; late endosome. The record is from RefSeq and is a predicted model, not a curated record. Lineage: Eukaryota; Fungi; Ascomycota; Sordariomycetes; Hypocreales; Cordycipitaceae. The transcript is spliced from 5 exons. Bases 1 to 2001 code for a protein of 666 amino acids. Gene Ontology annotation, molecular function: sodium:proton antiporter activity.